Molecule: messenger RNA, 1351 nt
Organism: Coffea arabica (coffee)
Lineage: Eukaryota; Viridiplantae; Streptophyta; Magnoliopsida; Gentianales; Rubiaceae
Product: 2-C-methyl-D-erythritol 2,4-cyclodiphosphate synthase, chloroplastic
Biological process (GO): terpenoid biosynthetic process
Molecular function (GO): 2-C-methyl-D-erythritol 2,4-cyclodiphosphate synthase activity
Source: RefSeq, a predicted model, not a curated record
CAACACGUCUCACGUGUGUCAGAAUAAAUCCAAAUCCUAAAUUCCCGUGCAGCACGAGCUGAGCCCCCGGAAUGAUUCCCUCUCAAAAAACAUGAAAGCAAAAACAUCCGAUUAAAUUAAAUUGACUAUGCCCACCCGCCAACCGCGAAUGACCUGAGACCUCAUCAGCUGACCGAUACCAGUAUCAGUAUCCCCACCAACAAAUCACCCAAAACCACGCCGCAGAGUCACCGACACCCCUCCCGCCAAUGGCUAUGGCCACGACGACGUUAUCUGCCACCGCAAAAAUUCCUUUCAAAACCACCAGAGGAGACUGCUCUAUCCACUUUCUUUCUCCUCCUCCUCGGAUGUGUACUGUCACCAGAUGCUUGAAUCGGACGUCGUCGUUUGCUCUCAGGUCCGCGAGUAAACAACAUUCGCAGCCACUGCCACUGGUAGUCUCAGCCACCAGCGCCGCCGUGGAAGCUGACCCUCAUGUCACUACUGCCGCUUCAUCUAAAUCCCUACCCUUCCGCGUCGGUCACGGCUUCGAUCUUCACCGCUUGGAACCUGGAUACCCUCUGAUCAUCGGAGGUAUCAAUAUUCCUCAUGAAAGAGGCUGCGAAGCUCACUCCGAUGGUGAUGUGUUGCUGCAUUGUGUGGUGGAUGCAAUUUUGGGAGCUUUAGGUUUACCAGAUAUCGGGCAGAUAUUUCCGGAUUCGGAUCCUAAAUGGAAAGGCGCUGCGUCUUCUGUUUUCAUCAGAGAAGCCGUGCGGCUGAUGCAUGAGGCAGGUUAUGAACUAGGAAACCUGGAUGCCACUUUGAUUUUGCAAAGGCCAAAAUUGAGCCCCCACAAGGAGGUUAUCAGGUCCAAUUUGUGCGAGCUGCUUGGCGCGGAUCCUUCUGUUGUGAAUUUGAAAGCAAAAACUCAUGAGAAGGUUGACAGCCUUGGGGAGAAUAGGAGUAUUGCGGCACACACUGUGGUGCUUCUUAUGAGGAAGUAGCAGAUAAUAGGUUUCAAAAUAAAAGUUAUCUUCAAUAAUUUCAUGAAGUCGUCAAACUUAAGGUUGUGUUUGGAUUGCAUUUUCCGUCAUUUUUCAUGGAAAAAUUACUGUAGCGAUUUGAUAUAUGUGAGGGAAAAAGGUGAUAGGGAAAUGUGAUCACGGAAAACGAUAAUAUUUUCCGACGAAAACCUUCAAUCCAAGCAAGGCCUAAAUGUAUACUCCUCGUGAAUGUCCAAAGUCCAUGGUCCUGAUGUCAAAGGAGUUGAGUUGACUGCGCACGUGGAUGAAUUCAGCCUAAAUAUUCUCUACCUGCGUAUCAAAGUUAGACUUGUGUAUCUUUUCUAGUUUGAAUGUCCUCGUGUUUUCAC